AUGAUGGGGCGCUUGCAACCUGAACUAUUUUCUCAGAUUUCCCUCCUGAUAUUUCAUCACGGCUGCCUCUGCGGAGGAACCUUCAUGGCGAUUUUCGACUAUCAUAUCCCCAAAUCCUUCGAACCACCCACUGAAGAUUGUCUUCGGAUCGGACAAUGCGAUAUCGGCGAGUGUAGAUUCGCAAAUGCCCGUAUCUUGCGCGUCAUGGGCGACCUUGACGCAGGGGAACAGGUGUCAGUCAACCUGAUUUUUCCGUCAGUGCUGCGUUUCUUCUCGUCUCUGCCGCCUCGCUGGAUACUCGAUGCUGUCGUUAUUAUCGAAUCGAUAUGA
Molecule: messenger RNA, 330 nt
Organism: Colletotrichum higginsianum IMI 349063
Lineage: Eukaryota; Fungi; Ascomycota; Sordariomycetes; Glomerellales; Glomerellaceae
Exons: 2
Coding region: 1-330 (109 amino acids)
Source: RefSeq, a predicted model, not a curated record